CACGUCUCCGGUGCCAAAACCGAAGCUUUGAUCCAUUCCAUCCUGCAAGAUCCAAAGAACCGUCUAGCUCUAUCAGCACUCUCGACAGCGAACCCAGCCAAAGUCCUCGAGAAACCUUCGGCCAUUCUCAAAGACACGCAAGCCUUCAAUGUCGCCAUUCCCUUCGAGGGUUCUCCCGUCACGAACCAGCGCAGCUCGGGAAGAUGCUGGAUCUUCGCCGCUACAAACGUCUUCCGUGUUGCCAUUAUGAAGAAGUACAACAUUGAGAAGUUCGAACUCAGCCAGGCGUACCUGUUCUUCUGGGACAAGGUCGAGAAGAGCAACUUCUUCCUCGAAAGUAUCCUGGAGACUGCGGAUCUGCCUGUCGAUGAUCGUCUUGUUUCGACCUUGAUGGACUCACCUGUUAAUGACGGUGGCCAGUGGUCAAUGAUCCAGAACUUGGUUGAGAAGUAUGGAUUGGUGCCGCAAACGCUGUACCCAGACUCCCACAAUGCUAAGAACUCGUCUGUUAUGGACCGUCUUCUGACGACUAAGCUGAGAGAAAGUGCAUUGCGAUUGAGAGCACUCAAAAAAUCUAGCUCUAGUACUGCAGAGACUACUGUAGCCGCAGCCAAAGAGCAGAUGAUGCAGGACAUCAUCAGGAUCCUUACGCUCACUCUGGGUCGCCCUCCUUCGUCAUACACCAAGUUUACCUGGGAGUUUUACGACAAGGCUGGCAAGCUAAAGACAGUGAAGAUGUCGCCUAAAGACUUUGCCAGUAGUCUGAACGACACUCACGGACUGCGAGCCCUGGGUGGCACUGAUGUCCACAGCUUGUUCAGUCUGGUCAAUGAUCCUCGCAACGAGUACAACAGACUGCUGACUGUAGACUUCCUUACCAACGUGUCGGGAGGCAGAUAUGUUACCUAUGUGAACGUUGACAAGCCAAUCUGGAAGAAGGGUGCCAUUGAGAUGCUCAAGAAGGGCUGGCCAGUCUUCUUCGGAUCCGACGUAGGCAAAUUCAGCGACUCCUCACUAGGCAUCAUGGACACUGAUCUCGUCGAUUACGAGCUCGGCUUCAACAUCAAGUUGGGUAUGUCCAAAGCUGAGAGACUCAUGUCUGGCGAGAGCGCAAUGACCCAUGCGAUGGUGUUGACUGCGGUACACCUAUCACCUUCCGGGGAACCAAUACGUUGGCGUGUAGAGAACUCCUGGAGCGAGGAUGCUGGAACCGAUGGGUACUUUGUCAUGUCUGACAAGUGGAUGGACGAGUUCUGUUACCAAGUUGUCGUUGACCCUAGCUGUGUCAGCCAAGAAGUUAGGGAUAUACUGAAGCAGGACCCGAAGGUGUUGGACUUGUGGGACCCCAUGGGUGUCUUGGCAUAG
Aureobasidium melanogenum CBS 110374 is the source of this 1365-nucleotide messenger RNA. RefSeq names its product peptidase C1B, bleomycin hydrolase. Gene Ontology annotation, cellular component: cytoplasm. Gene Ontology annotation, biological process: response to toxic substance; L-homocysteine catabolic process; proteolysis. The annotation marks the transcript as partial. Gene Ontology annotation, molecular function: cysteine-type aminopeptidase activity. The transcript has 2 exons. The record is from RefSeq and is a predicted model, not a curated record. NCBI's taxonomy places the organism in Eukaryota, Fungi, Ascomycota, Dothideomycetes, Dothideales, Saccotheciaceae.